UAAGAAAAUGAUACGUGAAAAAAAUCCUCGAUUAUCUUUAACAAGUCCAAUUGGAAAAAAAAUUAAUUAUCUUGAUGUUAAGAUAAGUCAUAUCAAUGAUCAACUUCGAACUAUCAUUAAUCAUGAUCAGGACAUUGAACCACGUGGAUUACCUUUUAUAUCGGAUCAUCCACUUCUAAUGUAUUCAACAUUAAUUCAAGCAUGUCUUAUACGUGCAGCAUUAGUUUGUUCCAAAGUAUCUGAUUUUGAAAAUGAACGUCGUGAUAUUCAAAUAGUCUUUAUAAUGAAUGGUUAUACAGUUGAUUUUAUUAAAGAACAUGUUCAACAAUUCUUUGAAGAUUUUCAUUUUUCCAAUUGGAGAUCACAUUUAGAUCAAAAUACCUAUGAUAGAAUGCGUCGAGAAAUUAUUGACUAUGAUCGAGAACGGCAUAAUGUGAAAAUUGAACAACGAAAAAAACAACAAAAUGAACAGAUAUAUUACAUUAUGUCCGAUCUAAAUGGUGAAGAACUAUACGAUUUUCAAGAAGAGAUUAAAAUCUUAUGGGACGAAUAUUUGAAAAAUGAAGUACCAUUUCAUAAUAUGAAUAUUGAAGUUAUUCAUCGACCAAAAUAUCCAUCAUAUACAUAA
Molecule: messenger RNA, 628 nt
Organism: Rotaria sordida
Lineage: Eukaryota; Metazoa; Rotifera; Eurotatoria; Philodinida; Philodinidae
Source: the annotation of a GenBank genome assembly